Molecule: messenger RNA, 1633 nt
Organism: Aspergillus steynii IBT 23096
Lineage: Eukaryota; Fungi; Ascomycota; Eurotiomycetes; Eurotiales; Aspergillaceae
Product: N(6)-L-threonylcarbamoyladenine synthase family protein
Exons: 2
Coding region: 132-1541 (469 amino acids)
Biological process (GO): mitochondrial tRNA threonylcarbamoyladenosine modification
Cellular component (GO): mitochondrion
Source: RefSeq, a predicted model, not a curated record
CUUAAUCCUACCGCUUUGGUCCCUGGUUUAGGGCUGAGUCCCAGGGCUUGCCUGGCCCGUGCGAGCAGGUUCUUGCGCCUUUCCGUCGGGUCGCCUCCUGGCCCAGCGCCAUUCUCGCCAUCCGUUUCCCGAUGCUACAUUCGCGACUCCCUGCUGCGGUCUGUCGCAGGAAAAUCUGUGCAGUCCCAAAACCAAAAUGGAGUCUGCCCUCGCGAUAUCGCGGGUUACUGACUCUCGCCAUCGAGUCGUCGUGCGAUGAUACCUCGGUUGCGAUCGUCGAAAAGAAGACCGGUCCGUCUGGUGCCAUCGCAAAGACCCAUUUCCUCGAGAAUGUCACGGCAGACACGACCUCGUAUCGCGGCGUCCAUCCCGUCGUCGCCCUGGAGUCGCAUCAAGAGAACAUGGCAAAGCUGGUCAACAAGGCCCUGUCGCAUUUACCUACACCCUCGGAGGAUACAAAUGGAGGACAUGGUCUAUUACACCUUUCAAAUGACCCCACGCCACGUCGCAAACCGGACUUUGUGUCUGCCACCAGGGGCCCGGGGAUGCGAUCUAAUUUGUUCGUCGGGUUGGACACGGGUAAAGCGCUGUCGGUUGCGUGGCAGGUUCCCUUUGUCGGGGUCCAUCAUAUGCAGGCUCAUCUGUUGACGCCGCGUCUGGUGUCGUGUUUGGAACGUGCCCAAGACGAGGCGUCGGAGACCGUCUCGCCCAAGCCUACGACCCCUGAGUUCCCGUUCCUCUCGAUCCUCGUCUCCGGUGGGCAUACGAUCCUCGUCAAAUCGUCUUCCCUCACGGACCAUGAGAUCAUGGCGUCUAGCUCGGACGUGGCGAUCGGCGAAUCGCUGGACAAAGCGGCCCGGGAUAUCAUUCCCGAACCUGUGCUUCAGAGUGCGAAAACGACAAUGUACGGCAAGUUGUUGGAGCAAUUUGCGUUUCCAAACGGCAGCAUAGACUACGCCGACUACCGGCCCCCGAUGACGCGCGGCGAAGAGCUCGCCAAGCGUGAGACCCCCUGGGGCUGGUCCCUCACUACUCCCUUCGCCAAGACUCGACAGUUGGAAUUCAGUUUCGCAUCCAUCGCGACGUCGAUUACCAGGAUCCUUUCUGCGAAGGAUAAAGCCGGCAAGACCAUGGGCGACGAAGAGCGGGUCGUCAUGGCGCGUGAGUCGAUGCGCGUCUGCUUCGAGCAUCUUGCCUCCCGCACCGUCAUCGCUCUCGAAGCGCUUCGCGACCAGGGCACCGGCGACGAGGUAAAAACCCUCGUGGUCAGCGGCGGCGUUGCGGCGAAUCGCUUCCUGAUGACCGUACUCCGCUCCUUCCUCGAUGUCCGCGGGUUCGGGCACGUCAGUAUCAUCGCGCCGCCGCCCUCUCUGUGCACCGAUAAUGCCGCGAUGAUCGGAUGGGCGGGCAUCGAGAUGUUCGAGGCCGGCUGGCGCAGCGAUCUCAGCUGUCGGGCUUGGAGAAAGUGGUCUCUUGAUCCCCGCGCUGAGGACGGCGGUAUCCUGGGUCCGGCGGACUGGGUCAGGCUUGAACAAUCAUGAAACCACUGAAAAUGUACACUAGCAAACCCUUGUAUAAUACUGUCGCACGUCGCUCUACUCCCUCUCAUCGACAAAUGUAUAUAGAAUGAUGC